AAACUAGUAUAUCGAGAAGCAGUUAUGAAAUGAAUCUAGUAUACCUCAUAUCGAGAAGCAUUUAUGAAAUUUAUCAAUUGUUUAAUGUGAGCAGACGAGUGAUUUUGACGAGUGCUGCCUAUGUUCAUCUGAAGCAAGCUGAUCUAUCCAAGCAUAUCAGAAAUCUCUCUCCUGCCAGUCGAGCCAUUUUGCUCUCAGGACCAGCAGAACUUUAUCAGCAAAUGCUUGCCAAGGCUUUGGCCCACUACUUUGAGUCGAAACUGCUGCUACUUGAUGUUACUGACUUUUCCUUAAAGAUGCAGAGCAAGUAUGGCAGUGGAUCAGUAUCUUCUUUUAAACGCUCUAUUUCUGAGACAACUUUGGAACGAAUGUCAAGCUUGCUUGGAUCUUUCUCAAUUCUUCCCCAACGUGAGGAACCCAAAGCUGCAGGCACAUUACGAAGAAUAAGCAGUGGUUCGGAGAUGCAGUUGAGGGCAUUAGAAGCUGUUAAUACUGCCCCAAAAAUUCGCAGAAAUUCUUCAGCUGCUGCUAAUAUCAGUAGCCUUGCUUACCAACGCUUUCCUGCUAAUCCGGCCCCUCUGAAGCGCACCACCAGUUGGGCAUUUGAUGAGAAACUUCUCAUUCAGUCACUUUACAAGGUUAUAGUUUAUGUUUCAAGAAGCACUCCCAUUGUUCUCUAUAUCAGGGACGUCGAGAGGCUUCUGUUUCGAUCACAAAGGAUCUACACCUUGUUCCAGAAAAUGUUAAAGAAGCUUUCAGGACCGGUAUUGAUUCUUGGCUCAAGGAUGCUGGAUUCGGAGACUGAUUACAAUGAAGUGGAUGAGGAGCUUUCUUUGCUAUUUCCUUACAACAUUGAGAUUAAGCCACCAGAAGAUGAGACACAUCUGGUUAGCUGGAAAACCCAACUGGAAGAAGACAUGAAAAUGAUCCAGGUUCAGGAUAACAGAAACCACAUCACGGAGGUACUAGCAGCGAAUGAUAUUGACUGUGAUGAUUUAGGUUCUAUCUGUCUCGCAGAUACUAUAAGUCUUAGUAGAUACAUUGAGGAAAUUGUUGUAUCGGCUGUUUCUUAUCACCUGAUGAAUAAUAAAGAUCCAGAAUACAGAAAUGGGAGGCUAGUUAUUUCAUCAAAGAGUUUGUCCUGUGGAUUGAGUAUUUUCCAGGAGGCGAAGCUUGAUGGCAAAGACACGUUGAAGCUUGAAGCAAAUCCUGAUGCUUCAAAGGAGCGUCAAGAGGAAGUUACCACUGCAGGUGUGAAGCCAGAGAAGUAAAGUGAGGCUUCAGAAUCUAAGAACAAACCUGAGACAGGGAAAUCUAUUCCAGUUGAGAAGAAGGAAGGUGGGAGUAUGCCGACCCCAUCAAAAGCCCCAGAGAUUGCUCCAGAUACUGAGUUUGAGAAACGUAUAAGGCCUGAAGUCAUACCUGCAAGCGAAAUCGGAGUAUCAUUUGCUGACAUAGGAGCCUUGGGCGAAAUCAAAGAGUCCCUGCAAGAGUUGGUCAUGCUUCCCCUUCGAAGGCCGGACCUCUUUAAAGGUGGGCUCUUAAAGCCCUGUAGAGGCAUACUAUUGUUUGGGCCACCUGGGACUGGUAAAACUAUGCUCGCCAAAGCCAUUGCCAAUGAAGCUGGAGCCAGCUUCAUCAAUGUCUCCAUGUCCACAAUUACUUCGAAAUGGUUUGGUGAAGAUGAGAAAAAUGUUAGGGCCUUGUUCACACUGGCUGGAAAGGUCUCUCUAACAAUCAUAUUCGUAGAUGAGGUUGACAGUAUGCUUGGCCAGCGGUCACGAGCUGGAGAGCAUGAGGCCAUGAGGAAGAUUAAGAAUGAGUUCAUGACACAUUGGGAUGGGCUCUUGACAAAGCCUGGUGAACGGAUUCUUGUUUUGGCUGCUACUAAUAGGCCGUUUGACCUUGAUGAAGCUAUUAUCAGAAGAUUUGAACGCAGAAUUAUGGUUGGCCUGCCUUCUGCAGAGAACAGAGAACUAAUCUUGAGAACUCUUUUGUCGAGAGAGAAGGUUGAAGAAGGACUAGACUACAAAGAGCUAGCCUCCAUGACUGAAGGAUACAGUGGAAGCGAUUUAAAGAAUCUGUGUACAAUCGCGUCCUAUCGUCCUGUUAGAGAACUGCUACAAAGAGAGAGGGAAAAGGAAAAGGACAAGAACAAAAUCAAGGAAGGAGAAAAGAGCCCGCUGAAGUAUUCAAAGAUUGUGGAAGGGCACAGGAAUGGGGAACCAGAAAUUACACUUCGCCCAUUAAACAUGGAGGACAUGAGGCAGGCCAAGAACCAGGUGCUGAGCUUUGCAGCUGAGGGAUCGGUAAUGACUGAGCUACAACAAUGGAAUGAAUUGUAUGGUGAGGGAGGCUCAAGGAAGAAGCAGCAGUUGUCCUACUUCCUUUAAUGAGGAGUGAAUUCCAAAUCAAAGUGAGGAAAUGGACAACUCCAUUCGGGUAAUGGCCAAUCCUCCUCUCUUCUCUUUUCUUGGCUUGGAAAAUAAUGGAGACGACUUUGCAGGAUUCAGUGCUUUUGAAAGACCCCUCUAAACCUUGAUUAUAUGAAGACUAAGCAAAACAAGAAGUCCAGCUUCCAGAUUUAUUGGCACGUUGGAGUGUAAUUUUAAAUUUCACCUUAUCAUCAGUUUAUCAGUUUCUUUCGAACCAGUUUCUUCGGUGUUUCCACGUGUGUGGCUUCCUCUAUGAUAGCUUAGGUGGUUGUAUUGGAGAGGAGAAUUAUGUUAUAUGGCUGCUACUUGCGAAAUGUAACAAUAAUACUUUUGUAUGGUGUUUGAGAAAAUAGAUGCGGAUUACUAUUUC
Messenger RNA from Amborella trichopoda, 2805 nucleotides. The record is from RefSeq and is a predicted model, not a curated record. Lineage: Eukaryota; Viridiplantae; Streptophyta; Magnoliopsida; Amborellales; Amborellaceae.